GGCGUAGGUCCGAACUAACAUACUUUUAUACCAAAAUGUUCCUCGCGAGGCCGUGCAUCUAUGGUGAAUGCACAAAAGUGUGCAUAUUUUUCUGGACUGAGAUAUUGGUUUUCCAAAAUCCCUCGGUUUUUGAGGUAAACUGACCUUUUCGCACUCAAAAAACAUUUUUUCCUACAUGAUAUAUAUAUAUUCGGAAUCACCGUGAAAAACUGCAAGGAUGGUAUAUAAUUCAUCUGAAUUCGGUCCUUCCGUUCUGAAUUCUAUAAAUUUCUUAGAUUUAGGAUUCACACGAAGAACUUUCCGCUGAAAAUUCAAGAGAGAAACCAUGGAAAGUCUGAAAAAACUGCUUCUAUAGGUUAUCGAGGGUGCUCUAUCCAAUGGAAUGGUUUUUCAGUUUAAAAACGCUUUUCAAAGGGUUUUCCACAAAUCUGGUCUCUGGAAAACCUACUGGAAAACUUUGUUGAAACUGAAAACUAUUCCAUUGGAAAGAGAAUCGUCGAAAACCUAUAGAAAGUCGUUCAGAUAAUUUCAGUCCACUUAUAAAGUUAAUGUCCGCCUGCUCUAGCGAAAAAUGCCCACUGUGUCAAGGGGGAUAAUAACGUCAGUUAGCAAAUAUUACCGAAAUCAAUAUGGUUUUUCCACCAAUAUAAUGAAAGACGAUAAAGUUCUGACGAAACAUUCAUUGGAUAUGUUCUUGUCGAUUGAUCUUCAUCAUCAUCAUCAAAAGAAGAACAUUCCGUCUAGACUGUCUGCUAUCAAACGCAGUAGAAAAACGCGGAAAAACUUUAUUAGAGACUUGACAAAAAAAUGGUAUCAGCAAGUUUUCUAAAAGCAGCUGAGAAACCCGAUUUUCCAUAAAGGUUUCUGAGGUUUAUUUAAUGGACUUUGUAAACCAAAAUCGCAUUUGUAAUUAUCAUAAAAGCCUUAGGUAUAAUCGAGUGAUUUUAGCGACUUUAAAAUUCUAAUGAACAAUAAGAUCUUAGUCAGUCUUACUUAUUUCGUUGAUAACUUUGAGUAUUAAAAUCUCAGAUUUGUACAAUAACUGCAAAGCUCAAUUUUCUAGCGCUGAUAAUACUAAAUGAGACGUUUUCAGGGAAUAAAUUUGAGGAACAUCUGACGAGUCGUUUUGGAGAAAAAUCAUGACUAAAACUAAAAAUUUUUGAUACCCAGUCGUUGUAAUGGGUCAAACACAUUGUGAAAAUGAGUAAGGAGGUAAAAAAGAUUCCAAAAACAGCUCAGGAAGACGACAGAUAAAUGGAAGGAUGCAUUUCAGAAAAACAAGACAGACAAAUUUAUCAAAACAGAUCGAUCCUCUUGGGACUUUAGGAUAAAACUCCUCAUUCUCUGAACUUUGUCGCUUUAGAACGCCACUUGUAUCAAAGUCUUCAGUAUGAGAAAUAUGCUCUUAAUAAUAAUCAAUUGUUGAAUUAACUUAAAUGUAGGGAAUCAAACAGAACAUCAGUUAUUCUCUACGGUGGUAAGUAGCGAUGUUGUAUGACACGCAGCCUUAUAUACAUGAGGAGUCUGAACUUUACCAGUUCUACUCAUUUUGUGCAUCAUCUGAAGUCAGGGUUUAUGAAUGAGAUUUUCUAAUUUCUAUUUGUAACCAGCGGGCAAGUGUAUUAGAAUUUUGUCUGAAUCCUAGAUUUCGACAAGAUAACUCAGAACAUGGUUCUGGCAGCUUCAAGGCUAAAUUAUCCUAUUUUUUCCCAAUCCCAGAGAAAGUAUUCAAUUAAAAUAAAUAAUCUUAUCUAAUGUGUUGUGUCACCUAGAAAUUUGUCCCAGUACUACCUUUCUCUCUUUCUACAGAGUUGUUUGUGUAUGACAUAGAUCAUACUAUUAUAUAUACUGAUGUAAAAUGAAUAAAGGAAAAAAUAGAAAAAUUAGCGCGUAUAGUACUAAAUUAAGGGGUUCCGAAAAUAGAAGAAAGAAAAUGUGUAUGGUCAGUAGCAUAUCUGAUUUGUGUUGUAGAAUUGAAAAAGGGCAAAACAGAACAUCACUCGAUUUUCAUUCAAGUAAGGUAUCAAUUGUUUUGAAAGCAAAAUCAAACUUCUGCUGCUGAAAUGUCAGACUGGUAUAAGCAUUUUUAGAUUUAGGAAAGAGCUUGAUUUUCUUCAAUUCAUAGACUAAAUAUUAGUUUUCAUUGUUUGUUUCGACUAGUGUUGUGAGACGAAAUCCCAUGUAGGUGAACAGGUUUAUCUGCAUGCGAAAAUGAUAUAAACUUUUUUAAUGUUGGAGUCUUCUAGCUAAGUAUAAGCUACAAAAAAAAUGCAUUAUGACUCUUUGUCACUGUUUUCUUGUUCUCCUUUAUUUGUCUGAUUUGAAUUUUUAACUCAUAUAGCGGUGAUGUUAACUGUCAACGCACGUCUGAAAAUCACAAAUAAUCUCAUUUUUUCCGUCCGACAUAUAAACUACGUGAGAAAAGAAUGAUGAACAGUUAAACGAUCUAAUAUUUUUGUUUGUUGUGUAGGCUGUCGUUCGCUCCAUUUUUUUUAUUAAUUUAUUAAUUACGCUACGAAACUUAGCUACUAAACCUUUUCUUGAUUAAAGCUGAUAGAAAAAGUGUUGAAAUUUGGCUUUUUUAUCCAGUGUCUAGAUUUAUUUUACUUCGACUUUAUCUUUAUUGCGUCAGUCUGCGUCGUUCAGAAUUAAAUUGUGAACUUUGUAGAUAAAUGAGAUUUAUAAACGUAUUUGCUAUCUAUUUUAGAGCGUGUGUUAUUAAUUUUCCUUGAGUUGUGUUUCAAUUUCUGAAAAAAAAUGUGUAAGUAAAAGCUAUACUGUCUCAUAACUAAUCACUAUCAUCACUAUCUUUUCAACUAUUUUAGAUUCACCGUGGGCUGCUUCAAUGCCAUGUUUAUUCUGGCCGUCAUCUGUUCAUUUGCAUGCUUCUCCGUCAAUGGAUUUAACAAAUCCAUUUUUACAAGUAUCUGAAUCUCGACAAUCUCUCUCAUCAUCGACAUGGUCCGUUUACAAUGAAAAUGUCAUCUCACCACCGCCACCACCUUUAUCUCAAAAUUAUUUUGAGAAAUUACCAUGGCGAAGUGAUCAGAAUAUAAAUCAAAAUCCAAAUAGUCCAAAAUUUGCAAUAAUCAAAAAUAUGAUUGCUCGUACAGCAACAAAUAAUCAUCAACAACAGCAUUUAAAAUUUGGUGGUAGUAUUGGAAAUUUAUUUGGUUUAACAACAACAACAACAACAACAGCAAUGGUUCGAAAACGAAAAAUCUGCAGUUUCUGUAAAUCGAACGGUGAAUCAUCAAGUGUGUAUACUUCACAUAAUUUACGUGAUGCAGCUAAUAAUAUCGAAUGUCCAGUAUUAAUGGCUUAUACUUGUCCAAAAUGUGGUGCCAGUGGUAAUAAAGCACAUACAAUUAAAUAUUGUACGUCAUUGAGUGAAAAUGAACGUGUAUCAUUACCAACAGUUAAAUUAUUUAAAGAAGGUCGAUGUGCAGCUGCGUGUCCACCAAAUUACAAUGAUAUUCUUAAUGGUUGUUAUAAAGUGAAUAAUGUUUCAAAUAUAACAUGGAAUAAUGCACGGAAUAUGUGUGUAAAUGAUUCAAAUUCAUUAACAUCUAAUUUUACUGGUAAAACUCAUUUAUUAUCAUUGGAAUCAGCCACUGAAUCAACAUCGUUGAUGUACUGGCUCAAAGGUUGGAAUAUUCAAGAUUCAUUUUGGAUUGAUGGUUUUGCAUCAAAUCAAACUUGGACAUGGAGUGAUCAAAAAAUUACAUGGUAUUUUAAUAUAUCGGAACAAAUGUUUAAUGGAAACGGCAGCAAUUACAGAAUAUUUUAUAAUCAAGUACAAAAUGAGUACAAUAUAAUGGAUGAUAUAGAAGUGAAACAAACUCAUUAUAUUUGUGAAUAUCAAGGUCAGCUUGUUUGUUGUUUAUGGAAAAAAACAGAUAGAAAUAAAAACAUAUCUUUUUUUCUAGCUUAUUGUAAUGGAAACAAUUCAUGUCAAAAUAACGCUACAUGUUUCAUGAAUGCUGGACGAGAAUUGUGUAUUUGUGCUGGUGGUUUUACAGGAUCUACAUGUACACAAGAAAUAGAUGAAUGUCUAAGUUCACCAUGUUUACAUGGUGGAAUAUGUACUGAUCAAAUUAAUGAUUAUUAUUGUAAUUGUUCAAUGUUAUUUUAUAAUGGAACAAAUUCUAUCGACGAUGCUUUACAAGGACAACGUCGCGCCGCAUUUUUAGCUGUUCUGGGUGUGGUUGUUGGACUUGUUGGUAUAUUGACAUUGUCAGAUUUACCUUGGAGUGAUAUUGCUCGAUAUUUCCGUUGUCCAUGGAUUAGUUGUCGAUGUAUUAGUGGUAAUAGUGGUGAUGUUGAUGAGGAUGAUGAAAUAUCGAUGAAUGGUGAAAAUGAACAACAGACGACAGCUCAAAUACAAAAAUUAAAAAAUACCAAUUAUCAUGUAAUGGAUACUGUAUGGAAUCCAGAUAGUUUAGUUGAAAUAAAUCAUGAUGAAAUUGUUGAAGCACGUGCAUCCGUUUUACAAUCGAGAUAUAAUGGUUAUAUUUCACCUCCGCCUCGCGCAGAAACUCGUAUAUCAAACAAUGUUACAAGUCCGGAUAAUCAAUUAAUUAAAUCUUUUGCUGCCAUUGUAGCUAAGCAGCAAGAAAAGAAAAACAAAAUAAGUCAAAUAUAUGCAGUUGAUUUACCAGCCACACAUUCAAUUGAAACUCCGAUAACAACAAAAAUAGGUGAUAAAACUAUUUCUACUCCUUCAAAAAUUAUUACACCAUGGACCGUUCAGUUGCAGCAAGAAUUACGUAAUAAAAAAAAGCCUGAACAACUACAGCAACUUUCUGGUGAUAAUAGACCAGGAAGUAAUACUUCAACAGUAGAAUCGAUUUCAAAAACUCAGAAUAACAUUUCUGAUGCAUAA
Molecule: messenger RNA, 4885 nt
Organism: Didymodactylos carnosus
Lineage: Eukaryota; Metazoa; Rotifera; Eurotatoria; Philodinida; Philodinidae
Source: the annotation of a GenBank genome assembly